Molecule: messenger RNA, 1950 nt
Organism: Paramecium tetraurelia
Lineage: Eukaryota; Ciliophora; Oligohymenophorea; Peniculida; Parameciidae
Exons: 4
Biological process (GO): protein autophosphorylation; peptidyl-serine phosphorylation; autophagy
Cellular component (GO): cytoplasm; autophagosome
Molecular function (GO): protein serine/threonine kinase activity; ATP binding
Source: RefSeq, a predicted model, not a curated record
AUGUAAUUUCUGCAAUACCCUCCAGAUAAGAAAAUUCAGAAUUAUCAAUUUAGUUUCAAAGCCAAAUUAGGAAAGGGUGCCUAUGGUACCGUUUAUGCUGGCAGAAACAUCGUCGAUAAUAAGAUUGUGGCAUUAAAGGUUGUGGAUAAGAAAAUUUUACAGACAGAUUAUGCAACUUAACUCAUCGCCUCAGAAAUCGAGAUUAUGAAAUUGAUUGAGGAUAAGAAUAUUGUCAGAUUGAUUGAUGUUUUAUAAAGUGUCAAUAAUACCUACAUUGUCACUGAGUUUUGUAACGGUGGUGAUCUCAGAGAAUACCUCAAAAAGAGAAAGUCCAUCCCAGAAAAUGAUGCAAUCAAUGUUUUAAAGGAUUUGCUCCAUGGCAUUAAAGCAUUACUAAAAAUAGGAAUCAUACACAGAGACAUUAAACCUGCUAAUAUCAUGGUCCAUGAUGGCAUAUUCAAAAUUACAGACUUCGGAUUCGCCAAAUAAGUCGAUUCUCACAUUGAUACCAUUAUGAACUCAUUAGUGGGUACACCACUUUAUAUGAGUCCUCAAAUCUUAAAAAGACAAUCCUACACAUCUAAAUGCGAUAUCUGGUCUUUAGGUCUCAUAUUCUAUGAAUUGAUCUAUGGAAUCACACCCUGGCAUUCUCAAAACCUAGUCGAAUUAAUGGCCAAAUUAGAUACCAAACCUUUAGAAUUUCCACCCUAUCCCAAAGUCACCGAGUAAACCAUCAAAAUAAUCAAAGGAUGCUUGCAAAUCAAUGAAGAUAAAAGAAUUUCUUGGGAUCAACUCUUUUCCUUGGCAGGAAUGCAAGAAUAUGCCACACUGCCUGAAAUCACUCCAGUCUUGCCUCUUAUCCAAAAAAAUACACAAUCAUAAUAUCAAAGUCAAUAAUAAGAACCAACUUAAAUCAAAUAAAAUCUAAGUUUCUUGGAAAUCAAACCCCACUAAAGAGUCAAACAAAGAACUGAAAGUAUGGGAACUUAUCAUUUUCCAAAUAGACAUAACAGAAGCAUGAGCAAUGCUACUCCAACUCAUGAUUUAGAUAAAUCAAGUGAAAGACAAAAAGGAAAAUUUUAUACCAAAACUAAAAUCUCCUACCUACAACCUGAAUAUCGUAAAAUUACUCCUUAAAGGAACAUUACUGCAUAUACACAAGAAUCAGAAAGAGACAGAAAUAGUUCCUUUGUUAAAUUUACAACCCAAAGAAUUGAACUUAUCAAAUUCUUAGAAAAUGCCCAUACUCCCCCUCUCCCCAAUAAGAAAUAUUCCACAAACAAUAACGAUUCAUUUAGAACUCCAAGCAACUUGUAAUCUAAUUCAACAAAUGCAUCAAAUAGAAAUGUGUAAGAACAAGAAAACUCUUCAAAGAUAGUCAGAGUGAAUGAAUUCUAAAUCGAAGAAAAAUCCAGAGAACCUCUAAAUUAUAUCAUAGCUAAUGGAUAUUUUAAUACGAGCUCAAAUUUAAGAUUAAAAAGAACUUUUAGCAAUCAUUUCCAAGAUAACGCCUUAUCCCCUAUAAGCCAACAAAAAAAUAGUAUCUUACAAUUUAUGAAAAUCAUCCAAAUCUAAUUUGAUCUCAUUCCAAAUCAUAUCACAAUUAAAAAGGAUAUCGACUCCUUACUAAAUCAACAUAAGAUUACUAUGAAUAAUGUGAGAGAGUAGCUCUACACUCCACAAGAUAUUAAGGAAUUGAAGAAUAUUAUCAAUUGCCUUGUAGACUAUCUUAAUAAUAACCCUCAAGAUAAUUUUGUAACCUAACUCUCAGUCAUGCUACUUUUAUUGCUCAAUUAUAAUUAAAUAAUUCUUUACAAUGUAUAAACUAAGUCAUUACAGUUAUCAAAGUCACUAAUUGAUUAAAUAAACAAGAACUAAAAAUUACAACAAUAGCAAUUAUUGUUAAGUCCAGAAAUUUUAAGAGAAGAAAUCAAAAAAUUACUCAAAUGA